Mya arenaria is the source of this 5291-nucleotide messenger RNA. RefSeq lists its product as uncharacterized. The record is from RefSeq and is a predicted model, not a curated record. Lineage: Eukaryota; Metazoa; Mollusca; Bivalvia; Myida; Myidae. The transcript is spliced from 19 exons. Bases 93 to 1856 code for a protein of 587 amino acids. Gene Ontology annotation, cellular component: plasma membrane.
UGUGGUUCGACCAUUUCGUACACGGCAGUUGCGAAAUGCAGUGAGUUUUCUCGCAAAACAAUGUUUUUCCUUAUUGUCAGUGUUUCCUGAGGAUGUCAGGUAUUUUCAGAAGGCAGUUGUCGUCGGAACGCACUAAAACCAAAGUUUGGGGCCCAUUAACAAGGAGCCAUAUUGAGGUCUUUAAGAAAUUUGAAGAUUCAGAUGGACAUUUGCCAAUAAAGCAACUUCGAGAUGCCUGCAAUGCCAUCAAUCUCUACCCAUCAACGUCACAGUUGCAUGAGAUGUUACUGUGUGCGGUGGAGUAUGGUAGUCCAUGUAAACCAGAGUGCAUCACCUUCGGGGAGUUUUGUGUCCUGGUCACAGAGUUACAGAAUUACUACAGACUCAACCCCAAGCCCCCAGUGCCAUGCAGUCUGAUCCGUGUUCGAUCUGAGGCCCAUUUUCACCGUAGAAAGAGAAGAGAGAGUCUUGCACAUUUUGCAGUAUUUCUUGGUGGAUCGUGCAACCCAACAAAGUGGCGAGCGGAAAUUGCCAUUCCAUACUUCAAGGAACAUGGAAUAACAUUUUAUAACCCUCAGGUUCAAAACUGGAAACCAGAGCUGAUGGAACUGGAAGCCCAGGCUAAACAGAUGGCUGACAUUUUGUUUUUUGUGAUAGACAGUAAAACACGAGCCAUCUCCUCGAUGAUUGAAGUAGCCUAUCUUGUUGCGACCAACAAGCAAGUGGUUGUGACAAUGUGUGAAUUCAAGACUCCGUGUAUAGAGGUCGAAGGUCAAACACUUUCAGACAGCUUUAGGGUUUUACAGAGGUGUGAUAGUGUGCCAGACCCAUGUGAGAUGCUAGAUCUUAUCAAGGGACGUCUUAUUCUCACCGAUCUUGUGGAGCGCAACUCAGUCCCCAUAUUUGCCGAUAUCCACAAGGCUCUCCGAUGUACCAACACAAUUGUCACCACGGGUUGCAAUGUGAAGGAGCUGACAUUGGCAGAUGGGGCACGUCCGGUAAAACAUGGCCAUCUCAAGCUUGGGAGAGCUCUGCUAGAGCUGCGAGAGGCAUUCAACUCGGUAGACAGUGAAGACUUUGGCUGGCUGUCUAGUGAUGAUGUGUGUUUUGCCUACAAGACUUGUACUGGGGAAGAGAUGGACUCUCGCUGGUUAAGACAGCGGCGGAAAAACCAGGACGACUUUGAUUACGAGGAAUUCUGUGCCAUUGUCACGGAGUAUAGAGCUCAGCAACACAAUCAGACUAUUUUACAGAAAAUACUGAAUGUGCUGUGGCAUCCCCUCAGAUGGUUGUCUGCAAAGUUCAAUGAGCCUUUUGAGGCUGAAGAGUUUAACUCUGACGAGGAAUAUCGUGAUGUCUACCUCGGGGGAAGCUUUGGAGACUCUCAGUGGAGGUCUGAAAUAGCCAUACCAACUCUCAGGAAGCAUGGCUUAUCGUAUGUGGACCCCUCCUUACACGACUGGGAUCAGAAGCUUAUCCCGAUACAUGUCGCACUCAGGGAAAAGUGCCGUCUGCUAUUCUAUAACACUGCCAAAGAUAGGCGCUCACUAGGCUCCAUGUGUGAGGCUGGUUACUACAUCGGGAAGGGGUGUAGGAUGGUGAUCUGUGUGGAAAAGAUCCCCGACAAUGCUAGCAUGAAUGGUGAACAGUUAUCCCCCUGUGCCAUCAAGGACUACAACCGAGGUCGGGACUACCUGUGUGACCUCGCUAGUCGUGAGGGUGUCCCCCUCUUCGACAACAUCCUUGAGGCCACUAACUGUGUGGUUGCUAUGCUGACUGAUGUCAUGCCAUCACACCCAAUGCAUGCUACUCCGACCUUAUGCAGCUCCAGAUCAAGUAGCCAAUUGAAAUGUUGAGGCUUUCAUGACUGACACAUACAAAAGUACCACCAGCAUGUGUGGAGUCAAUCUGGUUGGAUGUGUAGUUUGUCUGGUGGUUACUCCACUGACCAUUGUCUAUUCAUCCCAUCAGAUCUUGUCUACUGAGUCAUCAUGCAGCUCUAGAGCAAGUAGCCACAAGAGCGCAUGUAAUAGUGAAGUUCUACUGACUUAGUAAUGGGUCAAGAGAAAAGCUACUCUACACUCAAUAGACCAAUGAUUGAUGAGUCAUAUCAUCAGCUGCUCAUCUUCAUGCAGCAUGUCAAGGCUGAAAUAACAGCAAUGACAAGGUUUUUCUGUUGAAGGACUUAACAUGUGGGGUAAAGAAGAGACCACCGAAUGUGUGGUCACUCAACUGACCACUGUCCAGUUCUCGCCUUAGCUGCUUGUUAUAAGAAUUCAUACCGCUGUAGAGAAAAUUAUUUUUAAAUGUUAUACAUGAACUAAGUACACUGUUGAAAAUGUCACCUAGGUACAAAAUCACUCCUAGGACAUUCAUGGCCAUCAGCAGAAAGUAGUGCAUACAUUUUUGAGUGGUGUUGCAUGUAGUGCUCAAUUGAGUUAUUGUGAAUAUUCCCAUUGCCCACCAUCCGGUGUCUGUCUGGUGUCUGUCAAGCAUCCAUCAAUCAACAAUUGAUCGAACGACAUGUCUUCCUAAACCACCAACUUUAGGGAUGUUCCUUGGAUGGUGCCCUUUCAAGUUGGUUCAAAGAAAUUAUUUCCAUGCAGAACUCUGGUUGCCAUGGCAACUAAAAAUAAAAAUCUUCUUGACAUAAAACAUGAGGCCUAGAGCUUAGAGAGUUGGUGUGUAACAUUUUCUAGUGGUCAUCUACCAAGUUUGUUCAAAUAAUGCCCCUGGGGUCCAAAGUGGUCCUGCCGCGGGGGUCACAAGUUUCUUUCAGAAUUAUAUGGGGAAAUCAUUGAAAAUCUUCUUAUUUGAAACUGCAAGGCCCAGACCGUUGAAAUUUUGUAUGAAGCACCAUAUAGUAGUCUUCUAUCAAGUUUGUUCAAAUUACCCCCCGGAGGGUUACAAUACCCUAUAGAUCUAUAUAAGACAAACUUUGAAAAUUAUCUUGUCUAAAACUGCUUGGCCCAGACCCUAGGAUAAGCUAUACUGUGACAUUUUGACCUACUUUAUGAUUUUUGAAGCUUCAGCAAUAAAAUUUGGACCGGGUGUACAGUUUUGAAAACAAAUAUCAAUAAUGUGCUUGGAUGACCUUAACCACUGCAACAUUUGACAAUACUAGAUCAUAGUUUAAUUCUUAGUUGCAUUGUUGCAUUGCCAUAAACCAACAAACUCAUUCAUGUGAGCGAUUAAGGACCCUCAUGGGCCUCUUGUUUGAACAUGUCACAUAGUGCAUGCUUAAAUCUUAAGGGAACAUUUGAUUGGUAAAAACAUGCUGAUCGCUACUUACAUCCCACUUCCUCUUUAGACUGAUAAAUAAGACUGCUAAGUUAUGGAUGGAAAAGCUGAAUAUAUCCAUGAAAUGUUUGUAUCUGAAUCCUUAUACAUGUAUUGUUAAUUGAUACAAAUCAUACAAUCAUUUGCAGAAAAAGCUCAUUAAUUCUUCAUCAUUAGACAAUGUAAUGUAAGAAUUACUACCCGUAAUCUACUUCAUCUAUUCAAAGAUUUUUUUGUUUUUCAUAAAAGAUUUUGAUCCUAAGCUAGUACAUACACUAAUGUCUUAGUACAUAUUGUAUGUCACAGUACAGAUACACAAAUGUACUAUUGUCACAGUACAGACACUAAUCACUGACUUACAACAUUCCAGCAUGUUAUCUCAGGUGUACUGGUGUAAUACUCCAUAUUUUUGUGUGAACUGUUAUAUAUAACUAGUUGUACAUGUUUGAAAUAUAACUUUAAACAGUUAGAUUUGCUAGUCAUAGAUGUUUAUUUAGAAUAUAGUGGAUACUUGUAUUUUUUCAGAGUAUGAUAGCUAUAUAUUUAACCAAGUGAGUCCCAAAAGUUAUAUUACAGGAGUGGUUUGUAACGAAAUGUUACCUUUGUUGUUCAUUAGGUUAACACUGAAACAAACAAAAACUUUUUUAUUUCAUGCUUAUAAUACAUGUACAUGAAAAUUAAUUAAAAAUUGAUAUUUAAUUGGAACAUUGCACCAAAUUUAAGCCAAAUGACGUCAUACCAGAAAUGAUGCCAUUGAUUUUAUGCCCAACACUGUGUGCAUUCAUAUUUUAACUGUGAAAUGGUCUAAAAUGAGAAAAACAGUGAAAUUGUAUUUGGAUAAACUCAUUGUUUCAUACGAUAAAUUUAUCAGGAUAAAAUCCACCUUUACCUUUCAUUAAACCACUGGAAAGCAUGAAAGAAAUGGUGUUAACGGUAGCCCAUUUCAAUAAAGAUCUAAGUAGAAUAUAUAGUCGGAAGUUGAAAUUAUGUGUCAUAUUUGUGUUAUUUUGUUCAUAUCAGUGUGAAUGGAACUUAAGCCAGUACUAAAAAUGAACAUCAAGUUAUUGAAAAAAAAUGACGUUGCUGACAUCUUUUAUGUUUCUACUGAUGUAAGACUAACGAAGUUAGGACUGAGAUCAUUUACUGAAACGGGCCAUUGGACAUAACUUGUUUGUAUGCAAAUUUGUUUCUGCAUGAAAUUAACUGGUGAAUUUGUUAUUAUGAAAUCUUGUGCGUCCAUUAUCGUAUAACCAGAAUUUUAUAUAUAAUGCAUAACUGAUUUUCAUAAAAUACUGUAUACGCUUUUUACUUCUUUAUUGGAUCACUUUUCAAGUAUAAGUGUUUAUAACUGCUGCUGAUAUUGCUAAUCAUAUGUAAAUACAAAAUGUAUGCCAUACAUACAAGUAAUAUACAUAGUAAUCUAGUUUUUAUCGGGCCCCAGUAUCACAAAAAUACUUAAGUCAGAUAUCAAUCUCAGACUCAACUCAUUUUACCACAUAACAUAAAAGUUAUUGAAAAUUGUGUAUGUUUUGACACCCUUUUAAAUGCUCAUUCUCUCAUAGAAUGUGUAAAUAAGAAACAUUGGUCAAUAUGAAGAAGAAAUACAAUUCUAUAGCAUAAAAUGUUAUUGUUGUACAACUCAAGGUUUUUUACUCAAGUAUACUGAUUUAUACUCAAGUAUACUUUUUGCUCUAGACUAAGUUUUCUUCGAUUUAUUGACAGAAGUUUUUUAAUAACACAUUCUAUGAGAAAAUAUGUCAGAUUUUGAAUCAUACUAUGCUUUUAUUUGGUAAAAUGAGGUGAGACUGAGAUUGAGAUUUGACUUGAGUAUUUGUUGUGAUAUUAGGGCCUUGUGUUUGUCUCAUUACUUGAUGUUAUUAUAAUGUACAUGUACAAUGAUAGCCAAGAUAAAAUGUUUUACCUAUUGGUAAGGCAAUAUUUUAAAUAGUGCUUUGCUGUCAAUUCUAGAAUUGUUAUGCAAGUUUUUAGUGUUAAUAAAUUUCUUUUCUUGA